GCCAGGUCACAUUAGAUGAUUAAUUCCGCCGCCUGCUUCUUAACGGCCGACAGUGUCAUCUGACCUCAUCAGUAACACGUGUUCACAGAGCUCACUGAUCGUCGUCAAUCGCAUACGGUCCAAGUUUCCGUAUUUUCCUUCUGAUACGUUUAUACGCUCCGCUAUGAAUAUUGAUCAGAGGACGGCGAUUCGAAUUGGUGCUGCAGUCACGGCAACCGCAAUCGCGACGGGAGCAUACAUGUAUAACAGGAGAAGACGGGAUGAUCUGAAAUUUGAAGUGGACACCAGGAACCAAACAGUCGAAAUAAGUCCUGGUGUCCGUGCCUGUCCACUAACGAAGGAAGAAAUUCUUAAUUACUAUUAUGAAGAUGCGCAGACUUUGUAUGAGAGCUUCCAGAGGGGCAUCAAGGCUUCCAGUAAUGGACCAUGCUUGGGGACACGGGCUCCUGAUGGUGGACCGUACAAGUGGAGUUCAUACCAGGAGAUAGCAGAUCGGGUGCAUGCGUUCGGAUCAGGUUUACUGGAGAAGGGGCUGUCAGCUAACACAGAGUCCCUUAUUGGUUUAUACUCCAUCAAUAGGGAAGAGUGGGUGGUGGCUGAACAAGCCUGCAACAGGUAUUCCAUGGUGGUCGUCCCCCUUUAUGACACACUCGGAAAUGAUGCCUGCGCUUACAUCAUCAACCAAACUGAAAUGACAACUGUCGUCUGCGACAAAGCAGCAAAGGCCCAACUGCUUUUGGAUGGCGCUGAAAAAAUGCCAUCUCUGAAACGCAUCAUCAUUAUGGACGACAUCUCGAAUAAUAACCAGGAGACAGCCAGUAAACAUGGCAUCGAAGUGGUGUCAUUUACACAGAUAGAGGAGGUCGGGAAGGAGAACCUGAAGGAAGCUGUGCCACCCAAACCAGAGGACCUCUGCACCAUAUCAUACACAAGUGGAACAACCGGAGAUCCAAAGGGGGUCAUGCUAAGUCAUCGUGCCAUGGUUGCCAAUGUAUCCUCCAUAUUCAAAAUCUGUGGGGUGUUAUUUGAUUGCACCCCAGACCAGACCCAUAUAUCAUACCUGCCAUUAGCCCACAUGUUUGAAAGGUGUUGCGAGACCUUUAUGUUAAUGAGUGGAUGCCGGAUAGGGUUCUUCCGAGGAGAUGUCAGAAAGUUGCCAGAUGACAUAAUGGCGCUGAAACCGACCAUGUUUGUGACCGUACCGAGGCUGCUGAACAGACUGUAUGAUAAGGCAAUGCAUACUGCUGCUUCAAGUUGGAUCAAGAGAAAUGUAUUAAAUUUGGCAAUCAGUCGAAAGGAAGCUGAAUUAAAAAGGGGUAUAAGUAGGCGUGACAGUAUAUGGGACAAAUUAGUAUUCGGCAAAAUCCAGGAGAGCAUGGGAGGCAACGUGAAACUUGUCCUGACGGGUUCAGCGCCGCUGUCGGAUAAAGUGCUAACAUUCUGUCGUGUUGCCUUUGGUUGUCCAGUUAUGGAAGGCUAUGGGCAGACAGAGUGUACUGCUGGUGUCUCGUGUACUAUCCCUGGUGAAUCAGAACCAGGUCAUGUUGGUUGUCCUCUUCCAUGCUGUCACAUCAAGUUGAUAGAUGUACCCGAGAUGGAAUAUUUUGCCAAGGAUGACAAAGGCGAAAUAUGUGUGAAGGGCAGCAGUAAUUUUAUGGGGUACUACAAGGAUCCAGAACGUACUGCAGAAGCCUUUGAUGAAGAUGGUUGGAUUCGCACUGGGGACAUAGGAACCUGGCUUUGGAAUGGGGCGCUCAAAGUCAUUGACAGAAGGAAGCAUAUCUUUAAACUAGCUCAGGGUGAAUACAUUGCUCCUGAGAAAUUGGAAAACAUUUACACAAGGAGUGGCUAUGUCCAGCAAGUCUUUGUGGAUGGAAACAGCUUGAGGCCAUGUACAGUUGGAGUUGUUGUCCCUGAUAACGUUUCGUGCAAGAAAUGGGCAGCUGAGAAUGGCGUGGAACCAACUAUCCAGGAAUAUUGUAAAAGUGAGAAUCUUAAAGAACUUAUCCUGAAGGACAUCACAGAAUUGGGCAAGGAGUCUGGACUUAGAUCAUUUGAGCAGGUAAAAGCCAUUCAUCUCCAUCCAGAGUUGUUCUCAGCUGAAAAUGGACUGCUGACACCGACCUUUAAAUCCAAACGUCCAGCUCUCAGGAAGUAUUUCCACGAUGUCACUGAAGGGUUGUACGAGAGCAUGAAGUUAUAGGAGGUGCUACAAUAGGGUGCCGAAUUUCUCCUGGCUGUCAAGAACUCAAACCUUUGAGCGAGUGGUUGGUGAUUUCGAGGCUGUAUGUUUCUGUUAGCAUUCAUCUCAUCAAGAAUUAAUAAAGACUACUCUUUCUUAAUUCUUGAUCUUAUCCAUAUGUAUUGGAGCCCAGCAGCUUGAUACACCAACUGUUACUUGGUCUUAUUAUGUUAUUCUUGUCGGCUUGUCAUUUAAUUGUAACUGAACAUGUAUGUGCUUCCAAAAGUUUUCUUUACCAUAAUAUAUGAUAGGUGACACUGAAAUUGAAGAAGAUAUAUUUUUAAGGUAAAAUCUGUAGGCCCACUGUAUGGGAUGUGGCACAAAAUGCACCAGUAGAUUUUAGUUUUACCCUUUAACAGAAGUUUACAAAUUGUAAUAGUAUAUUUUUACAAGACUGGCUGCUGUAUCCCUGGUGUUAUUAAUACCACUUGAAAUACUGUUAAAACAAUUUUUAAUGAUUCUCUUAUCUGCACAAAUGUCUUCAAGGUGUCAUACUAAAGGUAGUUUCUAUCAUUAUUUUAGCAAUUUUAGUGCAUACUAGAGUGAAUCUUUUCAAGUAUACUUUUACGUAUAUAAUCUACAGGGCAGAACAACCUCAAAUGAUUCCUGAAAUGAUUCAGUGCUGUCACUGGCUGAUGCUCUCUGGUUGUUUAUGAUGUAUUUUUUGGACACCUGUGUCACUUUAUAGUUUAACUCGCAUCUGCUGUAUUCUCCGGCCGACCUCUAGUUUAUCCGGCCAAGGCAACAAGAACCAUAAUUGAACACUUGAACUCGGACUCAUGCCUUUAAUCGCAUGCAGACCAGAAUACAAUCAUACAAUUUUCUCUGGAUCCAUUGUUGAUGUUAAUCGUGUUCCAUCUUAACUUUUGGAUUGACUUGAGGUUGGCCGUAUUACAUGUAUAUGUGCAAUAUUGACAGUUAUGUGAUCCUCUCUUCUGUUAACCUUAGAUUGUGAUUUCAGACAAAUUUUACUGCAUUUGCUUCAAACAAAUCGAGAUUGCCAUAUAACUUUGUUGCUAUUUUCUGUUUGAUAAAUCUGAAAUUUAUUUACCUGUUGCUUUGAUGUUUUAUUUGCACUUAUUAAUUGUAUCACUUGAGGAUUAAUCCAGCUUAAUUUAAAGUAAGUCUUUAGGGACUGAGCAAAACUAAUAUGAGGAAAAAAACCCUGAUAUUUCAUUUGGGGGAGGGGUCUCGGAGCCAUUUUUUACAAUUAAAGAACUUGGCUCAUCCAAACCUGAGGCCAAAUUCCCUUGAUCUAGUUUCCAUAAUUUCAUUUCUUUUGGCUUCACAUACUUUUGGUGCAGAAGAUUUUACAUUGUGCUUGGUGUGUGUAACAAGAUUUUACCUUGGUGUGCAUGCAGUAGGCACAGGCCUACCAGCUAUACUUAUAGCAACUUAGUACUGGUACUUAGAACUUGGUGCUUAGCUGACCUAUCUGGCAACUGCCUAAAGACUCCCUCUAACCUUUGUCUGCCCUCGUAUGAGAAACCUAACUAUAACAUUGCUGUUGGGCAGACAGCCAUGCCACCAUAAUUGGGAGGGUGUCAGUUCGACUCCCAGGAUUUUGAUUUUUAAACGUACAAUUAUAAACUUUAGGCCUUCUUUGUACUGGGUACCGGAUACAUCAGAAAAUUCAAAUCGUACAAUCAGAUGUUGUAAUGAAUUGAUAUAGUGUUUGGGUGUGCCUUAGAUUUUGAAAUAAAAGAUUGAUUAAAAUGGUGACAUGAAACAUA
Messenger RNA from Lineus longissimus, 3975 nucleotides. Its product is annotated as long-chain-fatty-acid--CoA ligase 5-like. The record is from RefSeq and is a predicted model, not a curated record. Lineage: Eukaryota; Metazoa; Nemertea; Pilidiophora; Heteronemertea; Lineidae. The transcript has 20 exons. The coding region runs from base 164 to 2203 and encodes 679 amino acids. Gene Ontology annotation, molecular function: long-chain fatty acid-CoA ligase activity. Gene Ontology annotation, biological process: long-chain fatty acid metabolic process. Gene Ontology annotation, cellular component: membrane; endoplasmic reticulum.